Molecule: messenger RNA, 4692 nt
Organism: Anarrhichthys ocellatus (wolf-eel)
Lineage: Eukaryota; Metazoa; Chordata; Actinopteri; Perciformes; Anarhichadidae
Gene: foxn2a
Product: forkhead box N2a
Exons: 6
Coding region: 346-1581 (411 amino acids)
Biological process (GO): regulation of DNA-templated transcription
Cellular component (GO): nucleus
Molecular function (GO): DNA-binding transcription factor activity; cis-regulatory region sequence-specific DNA binding
Source: RefSeq, a predicted model, not a curated record
AACCUGUAAAUAUGUAUUUAUAAUUGAAUAUGGUUUGGGUGGAUAUGUGUGGAACACGCGAAAAGUAAAUGUGGUCAAGUGACUUCUCUUAGAGCAGAGCCAGCAUGGCAGAGCCAGCGACAGCAUGUGGCCAGCUAGCUAGUUCAUAUGAACGGUGCGUCUCUCUGCUCUAUGGGCUCGUAUUCACAUCACCAAAGAAGGGCUGUCUUUUGAUAUAUGGAAAUAUAUAUAACAUUCUACACAGUUAAAAUGUUAUGCUAACGCUACCAGUAGGUUUCCUGACCCACGGAGCUACUGCUAACGCUACUUUGCCUCACGGAUGUGCUGCUGGACCUCUUUGAUUUAAUGGGUCCAAUCAUUGGGAUGUCACCAGAUAAGAAAACGGAAAUUCCGGGUAUGCAAGAGGAGCGGACGGGGCUCCAAGGCGUUUGCGGCGUGGGAACGCUCCCCGAGGCGGAGUGCGCGUCUAGUCCGCUGGCGACCAGCGUGGACCGCGCCGGAGGCGCCGAGGACGAGGAGCUCACCAACCUCAACUGGCUGCACGAGAACCUGCUUCAGAACUUCGCUCUGGGAGGCCCGGAGGCUCAGCCCAGCGGCAGCCCCCUCUUCGACAUAGAGGGAGACUACGGGUCCAGCCAGGGCCCGUCGUCGUCCUCCUCCUCCUCCUCGUCACACGGCAGAGGCCGGGAGCGGGACUCGUUGAAGUCAAAGCCCCCGUUCUCCUUCUCUCUCCUCAUCUACAUGGCCAUCGAGCAGUCUCCCAGCAAAUCUUUGCCCGUGAAAGAAAUCUACGGCUGGAUUCUCGAGCACUUCCCUUAUUUCUCCAACGCUCCCACCGGCUGGAAGAACUCGGUCCGUCACAACUUGUCCCUGAACAAAUGCUUCCGCAAGGUCGAGAGGAGUUUGGGAAAGGCCAAUGGAAAAGGUUCUCUCUGGUGUGUUGACCCCGAGUACCGCCCCAACCUGAUCCAAGCCCUUAAGAAGCAGCACUUCCCUGCCGCACAUGCCUUCUGCACACCACCCGCCUCCCCACCCAGUGCCUCCUCGCCCCCUCGCCAUCUCUUUCUACAAGGCUGCUCAUUAAAAGAGUCUGACAUUGAUGCUGCCACUGCCAUGAUGCUCUUAAACUCUGCCCCCGGGCACCACGUUGACCCAUGCAACUCUGACGGCCCUCUGGACCUCUCCCGACCCGACUCCGUGCUGGUGAGCAGCGAUCCGAAGCAGGACCACAACUACAGCAGCGUGGCCCUGCAGCGCUGCUCCUCCCGCUCCUCCUCCUCGUCUCUCUCCUCCCUGGACGAAGGGGGCUGCGACCACGGGCAGUCCCACCGCGCCGGCAGCGAGGGCUUCCACAGCGACGAGGACUCCGACCUCUGGGACGAGAGGGGCGUCCACCAGACGUCCCGGCGUCCGCCCGCCAUCAAGUGGCCCGCCGGCAAGAGGGCGCGGCGCGAGGUCAAGCCGGAGCUGGACGAGGAGCUGAAGGAAGCCGCCGGGUCCUUGCUGCACCUCGCCGGUAUACGCAGCUGUACAGAGGGCUCCAAACGCACUGUCAAGAGCACAAAACUGAACAGGAAAUGAAGAUUAUUUUUGCCCCCCCCCCCUCCCCCUCAUCAGACUCCAGACCCUGUGAACCCUAACCUCUGACCCCUGAUCGUGUGUCCGAGUGUGCCUCCUUCUCCUUAUCUGAUCGUUCAUUGGCCAUUUUGAGCCUUUUUUUUUUUUUGUUUGGGAAUAUCCCCGUCCAACAAAACAAAUGGCAAUAGUAUCGUUCACACAGGAGAACAAAGCCAUAUAGAGACUUCUGUACCUCGGGAGGGGGGGGGGGGGGGGGGGACUGCUGGGGGCGGGUGUUUGGGCUUAUGGAGAACCAUCAAGAAACCCCCUAUCCAAAAUGACCUGCCUGCUUCUGUUGGAUUAGAAGAUUGUGAUUCAAGAUUCUUUUCCUCUAAAAAAGACAAAGAUGGGAAAAAGCUGAAGGUUUUAUAACUCAAAGCGUUGCAUGCUUCCUCCUCAAACCUGUAUCCUCUUCCAAGUGAAUCUAUUUAUGAAGCGAAUGAGUGCAUGUUUGUAACAGACAAAACCGAACCUCCUGGUGUUACCAUUCUCUCCUUUUUGUGCUGAAGAAAAAAAGAAAUGCCACAUGCUUUGAAAGGAGUCCCUGCACCAUGAAUCCUCUUGUAAGAGAGAUGCAAUAAUUAUCCACAACCUUAACUUUUCUUCAUUUCAUGGUGGCGUUUUUUUCAGAGUUGAGUACGCUAGUUCAACUUUACAAUUAAGACAAAUGAAUGGAGUAGUACUAUUAUCUUGUUCUGCGAUAACCGUAUUACACACAAGCUCUGGCUCUAUUUCAGGAUUAUGUGGAUAUAGUAUUACUCUGCCACUGCCAAAUUUAGUUGCAAAGUUCGCUAAACUACUUCGGUGCGGCCAUUACAGUGCUAUACGAACGAAAGUUUUCUUUUCUUUCUUUUUCUUUUGCAAAUCAACCGCUCAUCCUGUCCAUCCCCUUCAUUCAUCGGUGUGUUUUUGACAUUUAUCGUGCAGACAUAUAUUCACAUGUUUGGUGACAGCCUAUGCAAAGGGAACAUCUGCCACCAGAUGUUCACUGCCUGUUCAUAGGUUAUCCUCCAUAGAUUUAAUUUUAUUUCGUGUGUGUGUGUAUCAUAGUGCAUGUCAGCCUAAACCUGAGAUAUGACGGUCUUGUUGAAAGAGUUUUGAAAUGGCCAAACACUUUCUCCUCUCCUGACAAAGUAUUCGUGCGCUCGGUGUCGUGACCGAUCUCCUUGCUACAGCUGUGUUGUGGGGCUGCUUGGUGCUCUGCUUGCUUCUGAAUGCAGAGCUGUUUAAUAAUCACAGAAAGGAGCGGGCAGUAAACUCACACAGCUUCUCGCUCCAUUAAUUGGGUUUGCAGAUCUCCUGUUUUUAGAUCAUGUACUUUAGAAAAUUAGAAAAUGACACAGCUGAUUUUCUGUUUGCUGAUCCUGUGGCAAAGUGAAUUCACAACUGAGGGAGGGUGUGUCUGUUUGGUGCAUAUCGAAGUGUAAAGACCGAGAAGGGGCCGGCCAGAGAGAACCGGAGGAGUUGGAGACCCGCGCUGCUCUUACGUUGUGCCCACAGCUCUGGCCACAAGUGUUUCGUCCUCGCUCUUCCUCCUAGAACAAAAAUAAGGAAGUGCGCGCUCUCUUCUCAAGCUGUGAAACGGAGUUUAUUGUCAGUUGAUUGCAUGCAGUUCACUGAGGGGAAGUUGCGAGCCGCUUGUGUAAAAGGCCACGAUUCUCAAUGGAGCUUUUUUUUUUUUUUUUUUUUUUAAAAGGCUGUGUACUGGCAGUGUACAAUACAAGGUAGCAUGGACACUCACGGGGGGGGGGGGCAACAAACAGAAAAUCCUAAUAUUUCUUCCUGCAGCACUAGAUCACACGGUCACGGUGACUGUUAGCAGAGCAUGCGUGGUCAGUGCCAAACAUGUUCUUGUGCCACUGAUGUAGAAGUGCAAAGGGCCAUUGUAACUAUACAGUCGUGAGAGUAACAAUGCUCCAGUUUUCUGAAUCAUCGGGACAGGAAGUGGGAGAGAGAGGACGCGGGUCAGUACAGUGACUGAGCCCGUCUCUCUCUCUCUCGGGUUAUUUCUGUAGCUUUAGAGUGGGAACUGCUUCAGUUCUCAGAAGUAAUACUUGCAUACACUGGUCUUGUUUAGCUGUGAAAAAAAAAAACAGAACAAGUUAUUGUUCAUUAAUCAUCACCUUAUUUAUGAUGUUAAUUUAUGGGAUUCUUGAAUGCAGAGUCUAUCAAACACUGGUCAUCUGAAACGAGUGACUGGGCACAUUUAUUUUUCUCCCUCUGAACUCCACUUAAUAAGUAUUUUGUUUUUCUCCUCGUCUUAUUUUACAGCAAUACACUUUUGUUUUCUUUCACUAUGUUAUAGUGAUUAAGUAUUUUUGCCAAUGUCUAUUGUCUUUAGAGCGGGUGUUUUAUUUUUUUCAAUCUAACCAUGACUGCCAGGUUCUCUUGAUGUUUUGUUUUGCUUUUUGUUAGGCUGGAUAGUUUAACAUUAAUCCUGAAAAACCUUUUGUUGCCAAAAUUGACGCACAGCCGGGGUGUAAAAUGUAAGAUGGACACUUUCCCCUCAUACUGCAGAAGUUCAUUGACAAAGAUUGAAUCUUUUUUUUUUUUUUUUUAAUUACAUUUCUCUCAUGUUAAUGUUAUUGUGACUAAGUUGUCACAAAUUGAAUUUUGGCUCUCGAUCUCAUCACAGAUUAGAGUCUUUCAAAAAAAAAAAAAGAAAAGCUGACUGCCACUCAUGACUCAUGCUUCCGGGUAUUGUUACGGGAUGUGGAGUACAAACUGGAUCAGACUCUGUGGAUGAGCCACCUAAACAUUUCGGCGUCCAACGCUAACAAGAAACCAGCUCCUCCACUGCUCCACAGCUGUUUUUGAAUAAUAAUUGUGUGAUUCUCAAAAUUUCUCUUGCAGUUCCUGAAGGGUAGGAUGAACAUUUUCGUUUGCAUUCGACAAAGUUGCCAACCCAGUAUCAGUUUGUGUCAGCUGUCUGCCACGUCUGUUGGACCGACACACCUUUUGGUUUUUGUAUGCUAACCUCUGUUGAUAAAAUGUUUAUAAGAUUUAUUUUCGCCAAAGAUAUGCAAUUGCAUUAUAUAUGGUAUUACAAAAUAUUAAUAAAAACCUGUUCUUGUU